Suncus etruscus (white-toothed pygmy shrew) is the source of this 3383-nucleotide messenger RNA. It is a transcript of the gene CALCR, whose product is annotated as calcitonin receptor. Lineage: Eukaryota; Metazoa; Chordata; Mammalia; Eulipotyphla; Soricidae. The record is from RefSeq and is a predicted model, not a curated record. Gene Ontology annotation, cellular component: plasma membrane; axon. Bases 42 to 1559 code for a protein of 505 amino acids. Gene Ontology annotation, molecular function: amylin receptor activity; calcitonin receptor activity. The transcript has 13 exons. Gene Ontology annotation, biological process: positive regulation of cytosolic calcium ion concentration; adenylate cyclase-activating G protein-coupled receptor signaling pathway; cell surface receptor signaling pathway.
ACUUGGCCAACUGAGUUGGACAGUUCAAUGUUUUGCCUGAAAUGGUGGAGCUGGUCGGCCCAGCGGUGGCAUGCAAGGUCUUAUAUCUACUUCAAAAUCCAAAUAUGAAGUUCAGAAUUACCCGCUGGUGCUUGACUCUAUUCAUUUUUCUAAACCGCCCACUCCCAAUUCUUCCUGACUCUUUAAAUGACACCUAUACUCCUACAAUGGAGCCUGAGCUAUUUCUCUAUGCUCUGGGAAGACAGAAGAUGAUGGACGCACAGUUCAGGUGCUAUCACCGAAUGCGAGUGUUGCCACCAUACGAAGGAGAAGGUCUGUACUGCAACCGCACCUGGGAUGGAUGGACAUGCUGGGAUGACACUCCGGCUGGAGUGCUGUCCUUUCAGCACUGCCCAGACUAUUUUCCAGACUUUGACCCAUCAGAAAAAGUUACAAAAUACUGUGAUGAAAAUGGAGAUUGGUAUAGACAUCCAGAGAAUAAUAAAACCUGGUCCAAUUACAGUAUGUGCAAUGCUUUUACUCCUGAUAAGCUACAGAUUGCAUACAAUCUAUACUUCUUGGCUAUUGCGGGUCAUUCUAUGUCGAUAUUCGCCUUAGUGAUUUCACUGGCAAUUUUCGUGUUAUUCAAGAGCCUUAGUUGCCAAAGAGUCACUAUGCACAAGCACAUGUUUCUGACCUACAUUUUGAAUUCCAUGAUUAUUAUCAUUCACCUCGUUGAAGUAGUACCCAAUGGAGAGCUCGUGAGACAGGAUCCAUUGAGCUGCAAGAUUCUGCAUUUUUUCCACCAGUACAUGAUGUCUUGCAACUAUUUCUGGAUGCUCUGUGAAGGGAUUUAUCUCCACACAUUGAUUGUGGUGGCUGUGUUCACUGAUAAACAAUACAUGAGGUGGUAUUACCUCCUGGGCUGGGGCUUCCCAUUGGUGCCAACCACUAUUCAUGCUGUUACUCGGGCAUUAUAUUUCAAUGACAACUGCUGGCUGAGUGUGGAUACCCAUCUGCUUUACAUCAUUCAUGGCCCAGUCAUGGCUGCUUUGGUGAUCAACUUCUUCUUUUUGCUCAACAUCGUCAGGGUGCUUGUUAACAAACUGAGACGAUCCCAAGAGCCAGAAUCACACACAUACCUGAAGGCAGUGAGGGCCACUCUGAUCCUGGUGCCCCUGCUGGGAGCCCAGUUUGUUGUCUUUCCCUGGAGACCUUCCAACAAGAUCCUUGGGAUGAUUUAUGACUAUCUGAUGCACUCUCUCAUCCAUUUCCAGGGAUUAUUCGUUGCGGUCAUUUACUGCUUCUGCAACCACGAGGUCCAAACCACCUUGAAGCGUCAAUGGGCCCAAUUCCAUGCCAACUGGGGCUACCUCUGGGGAAGCACCAGCCCUCGGCGCUUUCCUGGCAAUGCUCCAGUCUCUGCUGCAAGAGCUGCAGCCAGAGCAGCAGCAGCAGAAGCAAUUGAUAUCCCUGUUUACAUCUGCCACCGGGAGCCAAAGAAUGAGCCUGCCAACCUAGGUGAAGAGGGUGCUGAGGGCAUAACUUCGGAGGGUGCUGAGCAAGAGACAUCUGCUUGAAUGUGACAACAAUUACAUUGUGAUCACUGAGCCGUCAUUUCCUGGAAGGACAGACCAUGUGUUUCAAGUGACCCCCACAUCCUUCUAGGAGCUUAACAUACCAUUUGUGAAGAAUUAUUAAGCAAAUGUGUCCAUAGUAAACCUGAAGAAAGUUAUACUUGGUACUAUUGCUGUGGGAGACAGUCUAGGAAUGGAGUCUCCCACUGCCACACUUGUGAACUCCAUCUUUCAUCCAGUACUGAGAUGCUGAUGUUAUAGUAAUGCAAGCAAGGUGUCCAAGAAAAACACAAUGAAAUUAAUUAAAUUAAGAUACAGGGUGCUCCUUGUUAAUCUUGAGCCAUUUAUACCUUUUAAAAAUUAAAAUUGCUGUCAGUAUUUUCUUUUUAACUCUAGACUUUGAAUUAGGAUAUUUCUGUAUUGGGCUAUGCAUCUGUUUUUUAAUUAUUUUUAAAAUUUAAAAUUCUGACUUUAACUCAGAUGUUUUACCAUCUACACAACAAAAGUGAAUUCCAUGACCUCUGCAAGGAAAAGUAGCUUUCUAAUAUAGAGAUGACUAAGUAGGUACAGGAAAGAAACUACCUUUGGCAGAAAGAUGUAAUGCUGUGGGUAAAAAAGACUAUUUGCUUUGAAAUAUUCGGUGGACCAAUUUGUUUCUUAGUUUACUAAUGUGUGUUUGAGUUGGCUGUGAAUAAUCCUGUUCAUUGGGCAGGUCCCAGUGUUCUAAGGGUUUGGACUUUGCGUAGAACGUCCUUUGGUCGUUGACACUUAAAAGUUCGGAGGUCAUAAAAAAUCCAUUACUAAAUUUUUCAUAAAACUGCCAAAAUAAUAGUUCCUUAAGAAAGAGAAUACUCUCUUUGAAGAGAGUUUUCUACUUUCCUAGGCUCCAGGAUUUAUAAAAUAAAUCAGUCCAAGGUUUAUAAAGCAAAUUACCUCUUGCCCUUGGGUGCUAUCUAACAGUAAAAGAUAUAUUUGCUUAAGACUGGUAAUUAAAAGACUCCAAAUAAGUCCAUUAACUGCCUUCACCUAGCUUCCAAGCUUAACAAGACCUUAGACUUUACCAGAAAGAUUCGUAGAGCUAAUUAGAAAUCAGUUCGUAGUUGAUCUCUUGUUUGCUGCUAUUAGCAAAAUAGAGAUUAAAAAUACAUAACUGUUCCAACUUUGACUAUAUAUCAAUUCAUUUAAAAUCGUUUGACAUUAAAAUUCAAUUGGAUAUUCCCACAUCUCUCUUAACUUACACAGUAUAAAUCUGAAGAAAAAAAAAGCCUGCAUAAACCAGUAUCAUUACUGGCACCAAAAGUUAAUGUGAAUUUGCAAUAGUAAUCAGUUAAUAUUAUUUAGUUCAUAUGCUAAAUGAAGAGGUACAGUGAAACUCUCCAAAUCCCAAGUCUCAUCUUUGUCACAUUGUACCCCUGCCUUUCAGAAGUGAUUUAGUUUUGGAAAGAAAAAUAAUUAAUUUGUUAUGGUUAAAUAUUUAGUGCACCCAAAGAAAAUUAUAUUUCUCCAGAGAAAAUGAAUUUUGGAUACUAAAGUAGUUUAAGUCUCCUUUGCUGAGUAUAAGGGAGGUUUUGAAGAGAAGGUAUUUUUUCAAUCACAGUGUUUAUGUAGUGAUGUUUCUAUUUUUGUUUACAAACACGGAAAACAGAGUAUUCUGGCAGCUCUGUACAAAUGUGAUAAAAUAUUGCUGAAAUAUUUUAGAUGUUAUUGUGCUAAUAUAGUAGGGGCUGAAUAAAAUGGCUUCAAUAGAAUUGCACAUAUAACUAAAAUUAUGUGAAAUGCUUAUGCUAUAUAUGUAUAAAUUAAUACAGAGUAUGUUAUGAGCAAAAA